Messenger RNA from Didymodactylos carnosus, 2559 nucleotides. The record is from the annotation of a GenBank genome assembly. Lineage: Eukaryota; Metazoa; Rotifera; Eurotatoria; Philodinida; Philodinidae.
AUGUUCACAAGUGGAUCAGGGGCUGAAGAAAUAGAAAGUAAUCAAGAACAAUUACAAGCAAAUGUCCAUCGAAUUGAUUCAUUAAAUCUAUUAUUAUUUACUUUAUUAUUGGUCGUUGUCGUAUUAACAAUUUGGAUAGCUAAACGAAGAAAUUUUAGAUAUAUACACGAAACAUGUCUCGCAUUAAUUUAUGGUUUUAUUAUUGGCGCUAUUCUUCGUUAUUCAAACACGUCAAAAUCAAAACAUAUGAAACUUAAUUUGCCGAUGAAUACCACAUUUCAAUCAAAAACAAUUCCAAAUUCAAUUUAUUUAGAAGAUCAGAAUUCAUCAGCAAUUUAUUUAUAUACGUUCAAGGGACCAUAUCAGAAAGAGACAUUACCUAUCAAUGAAGAAAGAGCUAUAUUUGAUGCUGAAAUAUUUUUUAAUAUCAUAUUACCACCGAUCAUAUUUCAUGCUGGAUAUAGUAUGAAAAGGCGAAAUUUUUUUCGCAAUUUGGGAGCGAUACUGACGUUUGCCCUCGUAGGAACAACGAUUGCGUGUGCCGUAACAGGAGCAAUUAUCUAUGGUGCUGUUCAUUUUUUGAAGGAAUUACAUUAUUUUUCGUUUACAGAUUCGUUAUAUUUUGGUGCAAUUAUAUCGGCAACAGAUCCGGUAACUGUUCUUGCUAUAUUCAACGAUCUAAAUGUUGAUGUUGAUUUGUAUGCCAUUAUAUUUGGUGAAAGUGUGUUAAAUGAUGCUGUGUGUCUUGUACUUGCCAAUUCAAUUGAUAAAUACGUCGCUAGUGCUGUACUGGGAAAAUUUGAUCAAGCUGUUAUGUUAAAAUCGUUAGGCAAUUUUUUCUUUGUAUUUAUUGGCUCAUUUGCAAUUGGUAGUGGUAUGGGUUGUCUAACAGCAUUGAUGACAAAAUUUACGUAUAUCAAAGAUUUUCCAUUAUUAGAGACGGCCUUGUUUCUUUUAAUGUCCUAUAGUACGUUUUUAGCAUCAGAAGCAGCUGGAUUAACAGGUAUUGUGGCUGUAUUAUUUUGUGGAAUAUUUCAAGCACACUACACGUACAAUAAUUUAUCACCCGAUUCAAAACAGAGAACACGAGACUUAUUUGAUCUGUUUAAUUUUCUUGCGGAAAAUUUUAUUUUUGUUUACAUUGGAGUGACAAUGUUUACAUUUCGUGAUCAUCGUUGGGAUAUUAAAUUCAUUAUACCAGCAAUCAUUGCAAUUGCUGUUGCAAGAAUAGUAAUUGUUGUUCUACUAUCAUUUUUAUUGAAUUUUACGAGAACAAAUCGCAUUGGUUGGAGAUGGCAGUUAAUGAUUAUAUUUUCCGGUCUUCGUGGUGCUGUUGCGUUUGCUUUGGCAAUAAGAAAUGUUUCUACAGCCGCAAGAUCACUUAUGUAUACUACAACAUCUGUAAUUGUUAUUUUAACUGUGAUGUUCAACGGUACUCUUACAGCACCGGUUUUGAGAUGGCUUAAAAUUCGUAUUAAUGUGAUAGAUGAAAAUGAACAGCUACCAAGUAUUGAGAGUACUGAUAGAUAUCAAAUAUUGAACAAAAGUCGUUCAUCUCAAGAUGAUGUCGCUCUGUUAAGCGGUAUGGAUGACGAUUCUUUGUCUGUUAACUCAUCACAAAAGGUAAUAUUGAAUAAUGAACGAAAAGAAUCUCAACGUUCAAUUAAACCAUCUUGGCUAUUCAAAAAAUGGUCUCAUUUUGAUCGAAUAUUUAUGAAACCAUUGUUAACACACAGUUAUCCACCAUUAACGGCAACAUUACCGACAUGUUUUUUACCAUUAACGAGUCUCUUAACGACACGUGAACAACGUAAUUGGCAUCGUAAUCAUUUAAACGAUAAUGAAUUAACAGCAUCAGCGAUCACACCUACAAAUCAUCGUCAUCAUCAAAAUCCUAUUUUAAAAUUAAUCGAUAUUGACUCACCAUCAUUAAAUAAUGAUUCUUCUGAAAAUUCACAAUUAGAUCAAACGAUAGAUUUAGUAGACACUAAUUUGAAGAAUACAAAUAAUGAUGGUUCACAAACUGAUUCGAUUAGCGGUUUAAUAAGAUGGUUAUCUGAACGAAAUAUUCAAUAUGAGACUGCCUAUUAUGUACUGUUGAGAAGUGGACAAUUAUCAGGUUUUGGUAAAUUAUUUGAAAAAUUAGGAAAAAUGAGACGUGAACAAUUGAAAGGAUUAGUUGAUAUAUCUUCAGUACUUGAUUUGGAUAUUCAAUUAGAAUCUAUUACAUCUUAUUCUGUAUAUCGACCGUUCAAAUUAUUACAAUACGUUAAUAAAACAAAUAUUGUUGAAAUUAUUAAAGAUUUUAAAAGAGCCGAAUGUACAAAAGGUAUGCAGGAAUUAAACGAAGUUUAUUCAACGAAACUGAAUGAUUAUAAAGAUGUUCCAUUACAAAUGUAUUUAAAAUUAAAAGUAUAUAAUAAUCAACUAUAUAUUUGUAAAAUACUACACGAUUUAUGGAUGAGGAUGAAUUCAAUGUUAAAACAUUCACGUUCAACUAGUUCUAAGAUUCCUAUUGCAUUUGAAAUUGUUGAUAAAUAUUUAAAAAAUCGUUAUUAA